GUGCCCGAUGCACAAAAGCUUGUCGACGAGCAAAAUAUGGUCGAUGACAGUGAAAUUAACACAGAAAAGAAUUUGGAUGGCGAUGCUGUUGGUGGUGGUGGUGGCAAAGGACCAGGUGGCUUUGCGGGUGGCGGUAUUUCUAUGACAUAUCGCAGCACGAUAUUAAAAAAAUGGCAUUCCGCACCGACGGUAAAGGAGGUGAAAGGCAACCAUGGUGAAAUGGGUAAACCAGUAAGAAUACCAUCGGAAAUGAAGGACCUUAUGAAGGAGAAAUUCAAAGAGAAUCAAUUCAAUUUACUAGCCAGUGAUAUGAUAUCAUUGAAUCGUUCGCUGACCGAUGUGCGACAUGAAAAUUGCAAAAAGAAGCAUUAUGCAUCGAAACUGCCAACAACCUCAAUUGUGAUAGUUUUCCACAAUGAAGCGUGGUCAACACUACUCCGCACCGUUUGGAGUGUCAUCAAUCGCUCACCGCGUACGCUACUCAAAGAGAUUAUUCUUGUGGAUGAUGCCAGCGAGCGUGAUUAUCUAGGUAAGAAACUGGAGGAUUAUGUGGCGACACUACCGGUGCAUACGUUUGUGCUGCGCACAGAAAAGCGUUCUGGUCUCAUACGCGCCCGCCUGCUUGGCGCCGAACACGUGACGGGUGAAGUCAUCACAUUCCUGGACGCACAUUGUGAGUGCACAGAGGGUUGGCUGGAACCGUUGCUGGCGCGCAUUGUGCAAAAUCGGCGCACUGUAGUGUGUCCCAUCAUUGAUGUGAUCUCUGAUGAAACCUUUGAAUAUAUAACUGCUUCGGACUCGACGUGGGGCGGUUUUAAUUGGAAAUUGAAUUUUAGAUGGUAUCGUGUUCCUCAACGUGAAAUGGAGCGUCGCAAUAAUGAUCGUACAGCGCCGCUGCGUACGCCCACCAUGGCGGGUGGACUAUUUUCGAUCGAUAAAGAUUAUUUCUAUGAAAUUGGCUCCUACGACGAGGGCAUGGAUAUAUGGGGUGGUGAAAAUUUAGAAAUGUCCUUCCGGAUAUGGCAAUGUGGCGGCAUUUUAGAAAUAAUACCUUGUUCACAUGUGGGUCAUGUCUUCCGUGAUAAAUCGCCUUAUACAUUCCCUGGCGGUGUGGCCAAAAUUGUGCUGCACAAUGCGGCGCGUGUGGCCGAAGUGUGGUUGGAUGAGUGGCGUGAUUUUUAUUAUGCAAUGAGCUCAGGAGCACGCAAAGCUGUCGCUGGUGAUGUGAGUGAUCGUCGUGCGUUGCGUGAACGACUAAAAUGUAAAAGCUUCCGGUGGUAUUUGGAAAAUAUAUAUCCGGAAAGUUUGAUGCCAUUAGACUAUUACUACUUGGGCGAGAUUCGUAACGCCGAAACAGAGACGUGUCUCGAUACGAUGGGCCGCAAAUAUAGCGAAAAGGUAGGCGUGAGCUAUUGCCACGGGCUGGGUGGCAAUCAGGUAUUCGCCUAUACGAAACGACAACAGAUCAUGUCCGAUGAUCUAUGCCUGGACGCAGCGAAUGCGAUGGGUCCGGUGAAUAUGGUGCGUUGCCAUAAUAUGGGUGGCAAUCAGGAAUGGGUUUACGAUGCCGAGGAUAAAACGAUACGACACACAAACACUGGCAAUUGCCUGCAACGUCCAUCACGUAGUGAUCCAGUGACGCCGCUGUUACGCCCAUGCGACUAUUCAAAGGGUCAACAAUGGUUGAUGGAAUCGAAAUUUAAGUGGCAAGCACAUUAGUUGUUGUUGUUUCUAAUCAUGAUAUUUACAAUUAGUUAGAUAGAUAGUUGUCAUAUAUAAAAUAUAAAAGAAUUUUUUUUACAUGUUAGUUAACUUUUUAUUGUUUCACACUAAUGUUUGCUGAUUACUAUAACUAUUAUACAUACAUACAUACAUAUGUACAUACCUACAUAAAUAUGUAUAUGAUUUUUACUACUAAAAUAUUUUGUUCUACAUAUUAAGUAAUUUGUAACUACAUACAUAUUGUAAAGUUUAUUUUAUAAAUUUGCCGUAAACGGAAGGAUAAAAAAUGAGUUACAGAUAUGCAUUGAAAUACUAUGUAGUAUCAACAUACAUAUGUGAAACGCAUAACAUACGUAUAAAAAAGUUUCAAAAUGAAAAUUAUUGCAUGCAUGCUUGUUCAAGUGUCUGCAACAACAAAGUAAUUCGUAUUAUCUUUGCAAAGUCUUCCCUAUGAUUAAAGAGAAAAAAAUUUUAAUAAAAUACGAUGGAUGCAUAAUUGCUGAAUAUGCAUGGAUACAUCAUACUGGAUACAGUAACAUACACACAUACUAUAUACAUAUGUAUGCAAUGAGCACAGAUGUGUUUACGAAUAUCAUACAGCUGAGAGCGAAAAAUAUGUAUGAUUACAUAAAUCAAGUUGGAAUUUCUUGUAAAUAUUUAGUAUUUAGGAGUAGCAAGCAAACGACAUGUUUUUGUAGUAGAAGAGAGACAAAAAAAUAAACAAACAAAAAAACACUUAAAACGUCCAUUCCAAAAAAAAACAGAAAAUUAGUAGUAAAACGUUUGGUGGUAAUUUUGGAAGUUUCGUAGCCAUAAAAUAUAGAAACGAAGAAAUCAUAAAAAAAUAUAUAUACUACUACAUUACGUAUAGUAAUACUAUGAAGGAGCAAGCGUUUAAUAAAAGUCAUAGCACUGAUAGUGACUUAUGAAAAUUAUGUUUUAAUUGUACCAAAUAGCGAGAAAUUUGCAAAUUCUUAUUUUUUUAAUUUCAGCUGUGACUAGUUGCAUAGUCGAACUACUGGAAAUAGAACAUAAAUAUUCAAAGAAAAAAAAAUUAUUAAAAAGUUCGUACCAACACAUUGGCAUUUAA
Rhagoletis pomonella (apple maggot) is the source of this 2812-nucleotide messenger RNA. RefSeq names its product polypeptide N-acetylgalactosaminyltransferase 5. The record is from RefSeq and is a predicted model, not a curated record. NCBI's taxonomy places the organism in Eukaryota, Metazoa, Arthropoda, Insecta, Diptera, Tephritidae. Gene Ontology annotation, cellular component: Golgi apparatus.